UCAAGAGCUCGCUGGUGCACCGGGAAGCCUAGAGCUAACGGAAGUGGCGCCGGAAACGGAAGUUGGCGUGGCUUGGGCCGGUGUCUGAGCGGGAAGAUGCUUCCCUUGUCCUUGCUGAAGACGGCACAGAACCACCCCAUGUUGGUGGAACUGAAAAACGGAGAGACUUACAACGGUCACCUGGUGAGCUGUGACAACUGGAUGAACAUCAACCUCCGAGAAGUCAUCUGUACCUCCAGGGACGGAGACAAGUUCUGGAGGAUGCCGGAGUGCUACAUCCGCGGCAGCACCAUCAAGUACUUGCGCAUCCCAGACGAGAUCAUCGACAUGGUGAAAGAGGAAGUGGUGUCGAAGGGCCGAGGCCGGGGCGGGAUGCAGCAGCAGAAGCAGCAGAAGGGGCGUGGGAUCGGCGGCACAGGACGAGGGGUGUUUGGUGGCCGUGGCCGAGGUGGGAUUCCUGGGAGUGGCCGAGGACAGCAAGAGAAGAAGCCAGGGAGGCAGCCAGCGAAACAGUGAGAGGCGGCUGAUUCUCAAAGACUGCGCUGGAUUCCAGUCCCGUGUGCUUACGAGAGACGGAGCUGCCGUCUCCCGCUGUCUCCCCGUAAAACAAGUUCUAGAUUCUUCAGUGUUUCUUUCAGAGGUCCAGAAGUGAUGGCUCACUACCCUACCCUACACACAAAGCCUUUGUUAGAGAUUUUAGACAAAAUUUGUAAUGAAAAAUUAUUCCUGGGGAUAUUCUGGGUCCUUUCUCCUUGCUUCCCUCCAAAAGCCAGCUUCAGUAGACACCUGCCAUUGUGCCUGGUUGUGUUUCUCCCCUCUCCCCCCCCCCCCCCCACCAAGCCCUGUUUGGUUCAGUAUAACUUGGAUUCUGUAGUCUUUCAGGGACAUUUCCCCUUUGUUUCUCUUUUGGGAUAGCUUUGGUGCAAACGGAGGUUAGUAACCUUUCGAAACAGUGGCACUGAAAACGGUUGCCAUAUUUACGAACACGCCUGAGUUUCUCCCUUGUGCAAACUAUGUUUAAACCAAGUCGUUCCUUUUUGUUGUUUACAGGCUUGGCCCCAUAAAGGCAAUCUGUGCUCACCACUGUGCAAAAUAAAGCAAGGUGGCCUCCAAGUAGGACUUCUAAGAGCUCUUACCAGAUACGACUUUCCCCCCUCACUUAAAAGAAUGAACUGAGGCCGUUGCUUCUUGUGAAGGCAGACGGAUAAACCAGCCAUCCCCUCUGCGUGUACAUGCCUGUGUUUGCAUCUAACAAAUCUGGCUUCCUUCUGGCUCGCCGUCGUUGGCGAGCGUGUCCGUAUCAGAUCUCUUUGCAUUGAGCCUUGUUUGAUACUCCACUUCAGCGCUUCCAGUGCCAGGAAUGCUUUGCCUUUGGACUUGUGGGCAUCUACCCAGAGCUGCAUCACCUAAUCAGAUGGAGAUUUCCCCAAGGACCUCCUGGGUGAGCGGUCUCUGCGGGAGGGGCCUGCCCUUGGGAUCCAGCAGCGCUUUCCCUUUUCCCAUCCUGAGGGCAGAAGAGGCGGCCUGUUGAUGCUCAGAGAGCCCCUGGGUGGGCUUGACUGCAAGGACAGGAGGGAAAUCAGGUCCUUCCUCCCCCCCACCACGUCAAAGGUGGCAUCCCAGCUGUACAAGCAUCACUCUGCCAUUUGCUGUUAGAGCGGAAUAAACAUUCUACCACAUUCACGUUGUUUGUAAAAAGAUCCUUUUUUGUUGUUAACUAGGUUUCUUAACCCACUGGGAGUGAAAUAAACUUUGUUAAUUUGAA
Molecule: messenger RNA, 1765 nt
Organism: Heteronotia binoei (common prickly gecko)
Lineage: Eukaryota; Metazoa; Chordata; Lepidosauria; Squamata; Gekkonidae
Gene: LSM4
Product: LSM4 homolog, U6 small nuclear RNA and mRNA degradation associated
Exons: 5
Coding region: 97-516 (139 amino acids)
Biological process (GO): P-body assembly; mRNA splicing, via spliceosome; spliceosomal snRNP assembly
Cellular component (GO): spliceosomal tri-snRNP complex; P-body; U6 snRNP
Molecular function (GO): U6 snRNA binding
Source: RefSeq, a predicted model, not a curated record